Messenger RNA from Rhipicephalus sanguineus (brown dog tick), 1557 nucleotides. RefSeq names its product cytochrome P450 3A14. NCBI's taxonomy places the organism in Eukaryota, Metazoa, Arthropoda, Arachnida, Ixodida, Ixodidae. Gene Ontology annotation, molecular function: heme binding; monooxygenase activity; iron ion binding. The transcript has 14 exons. Bases 1 to 1557 code for a protein of 518 amino acids. The record is from RefSeq and is a predicted model, not a curated record.
AUGCUUCUGUGGUUCACCAUUGCAGGCCUCGCGUUCGCGGUAACACUUCUCAUUCGGUGGCGGAAGAAGACGUUCUCUUACUUCAAGGAGCUAGGCAUUCCCGGGCCGGAGCCCAAUCUGCUGUGGGGUAAUCUUUGGGAGUAUCAUUCCUUGGGGCUGCACAAGGCACACGAUAAAUGGUGCAAGGAAUACGGUGACAUAUGCGGGUACUACAAUGGUGACGUCCCAUUUCUCCUCGUCAAGGACUUGGAUUUUCUGGAGUACGCUUACAUCAAGAACUUCAAGAAUUUCACGGCACGUGGAAUAACUAUGCGAACGGACCAAAUGCAUCCGGUUCUUGGCCAGAUGGUGAUUCACCUGCGAGGUGACAAAUGGAGAAGAGUGCGCUGCUGCGUCACGUCCUGCAUCACGAGCAGCAAAUUGAAGAAGAUGGUCCCACACGUCGCCGAGUCAGCCGAGGUGUUCAUGGACAUACUCAAGCCACUCGCCAACACGGACCAAGAGGUCAACCUUCGUCCUAAAUUUCAAGCACUUUCCAUGGACUACAUCGCUCGGGGUGCCUUCGGCAUUGAGAAGUGUUUUCAGCAUGAUGUAGACGACAUCUUUUUCGCCACGGCUCGCCGAGUGCUGCCAGGAGUGAUGACGGGACCUGCCCACAUGAUUGCACAGAGCACGACUACACUGGGAAAAGCUAUGAAGCCAUUCUAUUGGUUCCUCGGUCAUUUCGGCUUGCACACCUUCGAACUAUUUUCGAAGGAGACCACCAAGAUGAUCGAACUGCGCAAGGCUCACCCAGAGCUUAGGAAGCCGGACAUCCUUCAAAGCUUGUUGGACGCGGAGCUAGAGGAAGAAACGCUGAGUGAAGCGGUUACCAAGGGUGGAACGCGACAAACUGCUAACGGCCUGAAGAAGAAGGUCCGAGCCCUUUCGCCGAAAGAAGUUAUCAUGAAUGCUACCUUGCUCUUCAUGGGAGGGUUCGAGACGACGUCGACUGCCUUGUGCUACCUUACUUUCCUGCUCGCCAAACACCAGGACGUCCAAGACAGGCUCAGAGAAGAAGUGAAGAAAGGUGUCACCGAAACAGGCAAACUGAGCUACAAGAUGCUUACGAAGACGCUGAAAUAUCUCGUGCAAGUCGUCGAAGAAGGGCUCAGGCUGCACCCUCCAGCAGUGGUCGCCACCUCGCGGCAAGCGGAGGCAGACUUCGAGUGGAAUGGCGUGAAAUUCAAGGCGGGCACUUGCAUUAUGUACCCAACGUAUCAUAUGCAUAGAAACCCUCGCUACUGGACUAAUCCUGAAGUGUUCGACCCUGAAAGGUUUAGCUCAGAAAAUGCAUCGUCUAUCCACAAGUUAACUUUCCAGCCUUUCGGCGUGGGGCCGCGGCACUGCGUGGGUUUCCAGAUGGCCCGCUUAUGGAUUCGCUAUACGCUCGCCAGGCUUGUGCAAAGGUAUCGCAUCGAACUAGGAGAAUCUCAAAAGGGAGAAAUGAAAAUGCGUGGCUGCGCCAUGAAUACAGUCCCAGCGAACGGACCGUGGCUCAAGAUCUACACAUUGUGA